CAUUGUAGUGAUUCCACUGCAGCUGAAGCUCUGAUAUCACUCAAAACAAGGAUAAAAUGUACUCAGGCACUGAAGACAAGGCGACUAGUCUAGCUGACAAGCCAUAAAGCAGAACAGUAGCUACAAAGUAACAUGCAAUCGCGCUAGAACCUAAUAGCACAGUACGCGCGCAUGCGCAUUUGGCGCGCGCACGUGCCCUUUCUGCGCGCUCUUUUCGAAGCAAAAAGAGUGUUUUAACCAUGGAGGAUUGGCCGUGCUGUGGCGAACACGGGGCUCCAUGUGUCCUGAAGACGGGGACUCGGUCAGGCCCCUCAUUUGGAAGAAACUACUUCAUCUGCAGUAGGAGUACCCCAUGCCGUUUCGUCCUGUCUGCAACAGAGGCUCCAACUAUGGCGUGUCCUGUCCAUGAACAAAUGGUGACAGUAAGAUGCCUGACUAAAGAUAAGAACAAAAUGAUCCGGUAUCGCUGCACAGGGUCAAAGGGGUCGUGGUGUGGUUUAACUCAGUGGAAUGAAGACAAGGAGAACUGUAGUCCAAACCUGUCCGUUACCAGUGGAACACUCUCUCCUGUCAAGAAGAGAGUUGUGGUCUCCAGUGAGGAGGAGGAGGAGGAAGAGGGAGGAGAGGAGGAGGAGGAAAAAGAAGUUGACGGGGAAGGAGAAGAUGAGUUGGAGGAAGAGACUGAAGAAGGGGCGGUAGAAGAGAGAGUGGAGGAAGAGACUGAACUGGGAGAGUUCGAAGAAGUGCAAGAGGUGGACGAGGGAGAGGAAGAAGAAGAAGAGCAAGAGGUGGACGAGGGAGAGGAAGAAGAAGAAGAGGGAGAGGAGAGGAAAGAAGAAGAGGGAGAAGCGAGGGAGGUGGAAGAGGUGCAGGAGGAAGUGGAGGGAGAGGUGGGGGAAGGUGAAGGAGCAGAGCAAGUGUAUGUUUCUGAUGAAAGUAGUGGUGUUAGUGGAGAAGAUGGUGAAGAAAUCGGAGAUGGAUCGGUAAAUGAAGAGGGGGAAGGUGGUAUAUCGGUGAGUGAGGAUGGGAGAGGGAGGAAAUGGCGGGGGGAAGGGCAAGGAAGCAGUGGGGAGGAUGAAGAGACUGAGGACGAGGAUGAGGAAGAAGAGGAGGUGUUGUGUGAGAUAAUGCCACCGGUGAUUGUCAGUGGAGAGAAAGAAGAGAUGAGUGAAAGUGAAGCAGUGACAGUGGGGAGUGGGGGAGGAGGAGAGGAGGGGGAUUGUGAGGUGGUGGAGGUCGAGAAGGCUCCCAGUCCGGAGUUUCAAGGUCGGGAGUCAGUACAGAACCCUCUACAGGCAGCUACAGCAGAUCGAGUCUCUGCUGCAGAACAUGGCACACAGACUUCCUGACGGAGGAGUCAAGUUGAGAGAGCAGCGGAAAAUGGUGAUGAAUAGAAUCAGUGAGAUGAAGAGGGUCCCUCCUCCUGACCUCUCUGCCAACAGACCUGUACACGCUCCCAGCGGAGGUGACAAGUUGUUUCAGAGAGGGCUCAACCUGCAGGCAAGACUUCUUACCUCGGGGGUCGUUGAACAGCUUCACAGGUCCUUGGAGACGUGUCCCACAGCAGACACACUGGCUCCACAGCCCUCGGAUCUCACUGCCACGCUCUUCCCUCACCAGCAGAGAGCCCUGGCCUGGUUGCUAUGGCGAGAGAAGCAGACCCCCAGCGGAGGGAUCCUCGCUGACGAGAUGGGACUUGGGAAAACCCUGUCCAUGAUCUCGUUAAUCCUCCAGAACCCCUCGGACCACUCCCACCACUCUGACGAUCUGAUGAGUAGUCGAGCCACUCUAGUGGUGUGCGCGCCCUCCCUCAUCCAUCAGUGGGCCGCUGAGAUUGACUCCAGACUGCAUCGUAAUACUCUCUCUGUCCUCAUUUACCACGGUUCCAAGAGAACAAAGUUCCCUCAGGGACUGGCAGACCACGAUGUGGUGAUCACUACAUAUGACACAGUGGGAGCUGAGGGCGCAUCUUCUCUUGACACUGAGGAGGCGGGGACUGGAGGUAAGAGGAGACGUCGAGUGGCGUCCACUACCACUCUGUUCCAGGUCUACUGGUACCGCGUCGUCCUUGACGAGGCUCAUAAGAUUCGUAACCCCAAGACAGCCAUGGCUGUCGGUGUCUCUGGACUCAAGAAAGUCCACAGGUGGGCGGUGACAGGGACACCAGUGCAGAACAAACUGACAGACCUUUACAGCCUCAUCAAGUUCCUGGAGCUAGCUCCUUUUGACGACAUCAGAGAAUGGAAACAUUCCAUCGAGAGGAAAUCGGUGGUGGGUAUGCAGAGACUGAGGACCAUGAUAGCAGUGCUGGUACUGAGGAGGAGCAAAGAGGACAUUGCCUCCACUCACAAACUGCCCGACAAGAUCAUAAACACACACACCCUCGACCUCGGCAUGGAGGAACAGAGUAUCUAUGAUGCUCUGUUCACUGAGGCCAGGAAGGUGUUUGUGAGGUUCCUGACGGAGCAGAGAGGAGAGGGAGAGGAGACAGACUCGCCAGCCAAGACCAACUCAACAGGCAACACCCCACCGGCUGUCCUUCUCCCACCUCCCGUCCAGCGUUGUCUUGACAACAUUCUCGCUUCAUUCAAAGACGGCUCUGUGAGACAGGGAGCUGUGUUGGUGAUGUUGCUCAGGUUGAGACAGUGUUGCUGUCAUCCUGGGCUGAUGGUGAGUGGAGCACAGGAUGUAGACCUGGAGGAGGGGCUGGAGGAGGCUCUGGACUCUCUCUCCCUGGAUCACGUGACCCGGUUGAAGGAUGUGUCACUCCUUCCACCACCGUUCAGGGAACAGAGACUAAGUACAAAGAUCUGUGAGGUGCUGAGGGAAGUGAGGAGGAUAAGAGGUCUUGAUCCACCAGAGAAAUGUAUCGUAGUGUCCCAGUGGAUUGGUCUACUGGAUAUCGCCAGGUUCCAGUUGGACUCCGCCGGGAUCUCCUGGACCAGCAUCGACAGCAGAGUCUCUCCCAAACAGAGGAGUUUGAAUGUGUCCAGUUUCAACUCUGCCAAACCUGACCCUGCUGUGAUGCUGCUAUCGAUGAUUGCUGGAGGAGAGGGACUGAAUCUUGUCGGAGGUAACCACGUCUUCAUGUUGGAUCUCCACUGGAACCCUGCCGUGGAGCUGCAGGCAACAGACCGUGCACACCGCAUGGGGCAGACCCGAAAUGUCCACGUACACAGGUUUGUGUGCAGAGGAACAGUAGAAGAGAAGAUUCAGCUCCUGCAGACCAAGAAACUGCAGCUCUCUGCCUCAGUACUCUCAGGGUUAGCCAGCAGAGCCUCUUACACACACACCUGCCUAAGAUCUUCCUCCUCCUCCUCCUCUCCCUUUCUCUCUCUCUGCAGAGCUUCCAGACCAAAGCAAGGGAACAGACUGACUCUGCAAGACCUCAAAGUUCUGUUUCAAGUUGAGUAGCUAACUAACCAACACCAACAGUAAAACUUUUAAUCUCUCUGAUUCUCGCUCACUUCAACAAUCUUUCCACUUCCCCACAUGAUUUGUUCUUUGAGUUCAAUGUAAUUAUUCACACUCAUCAUCAUCGUCUAUAUACAAAUACCUUUAUGUAUGUACACUACAGAAGAGACAAAUAUGGAAAAUGACGACAAACAAUGACCGGCUUGGCAACAGGACCAGAUUAUAGUGUCACACACGCACACUGCAGAACACUAACUAUGAGUAGCCUGUGGCAGUGGGUAUGUGGAGAA
Messenger RNA from Geodia barretti, 3704 nucleotides. NCBI's taxonomy places the organism in Eukaryota, Metazoa, Porifera, Demospongiae, Tetractinellida, Geodiidae. The record is from the annotation of a GenBank genome assembly.